AUGAGCAAGUGUGCGACGCCGACUCCUUCAACGUCUUCCACUUCCAGUGAUGAGGUGCGAUUACGGUAGCCAUUCUCACAGGUGGAAUUCUGAAGCCGUUUUGUUAAUUUCCACCUGCAUCUGUAUUCAUUUUUUAUGUUUUCUUACUUCUUUCAGUCGAAACGAAGUCCUCAGACGUUGGCGAAAACCUUUCCCCAACGGAACCUUUCCACCACUUCCAGUUCUUCCAGCAGUGAGAAUCGACACUUUUCAAAGUGCGCUCUAUUGAAUUUUUAUUCAGAUUCGCCACGUCAUCGUUCUUUGGAAACCCCAAUCGUCCUGCAGCCGGCCACUCGGUUCGCCCUUGCCAAUCUCACAACUACAGUACUCCGACUAGACUUUUGGGAUGACAACGACCCAAAUUCUAUGUUAGAAUGCUUUCUCCUUCUUCGUUUCUUUCAACUUCUGAUCUUUUUCCAGAUUCUUCUGCAAAUCUACAUUCAAUAUUGUCACCCAAUGUCUCGACUUGCCCGACAAAGUGAUCAAAACAAUGAAAACGCAUUUGGAAGGCGAGGAAGAGCUCACCGACAUUGCUCCGAUGAUUAUGUCCGUUCGAGAAGAUCCUGUCUACAAAACGGAAGGAUCCACUCCUUUCCUGGCCGCUCUUCUCUUUGCAUUCGUCAACGCAGGUGAGUAAAACUAGCAUGAUAGAGAAGUAGCGAACUGCCGAAGACCUCAGGGAACUACGACAGCCGGUACCGAGUGCUGCUCCGACAUCUCACCACUUUGCUCGGAGUGGUUUGGAGUGAGUUCGAAGAUGUCGAGGACUCGUUAGCCAGCAAUCUCCUAGAUGAGCAGUUUGUGGAGUCAGAGUGAGUUGAAAACCGAAAUAGGCAGAAGGAAGAGAGAUGUUGAACGGAAAGAAUAUUUCAGAGUUACAAGGAAGCUAUCUGAUGGGUAGGCAUUGAAAUGUUGUGAUUGUAAAGUGUACACGUGUUCUCAUAACCGUCAAUAUCAUCCGUGAUCCUUUCCUUUUGCAGACAAAGUCGAGUAGUACGAGAGAAGACUGCGCGGAACAAGAAGAUCAAGCGAUACCUGAUGAUCGGAGCAGCCGGCGGCGUGGGCGGCGUGCUCAUCGGACUGACCGGAGGACUCGCCGCCCCUCUCGUCGCCGCUUCCGCCGGGAUGCUUAUCGGAGGAGGAACUGCAGUCGCUGGACUGGCCACGACUGCAGGAGCAGCAGUUCUGGGCACGACUAUGGGAGUUGCUGGGGCUGGAUUCACCGGGUACAAAAUGAAGAAACGGGUCGGAGCAAUCGAGGAGUUCACUGUGGAGACACUCUUCGAAGGGGUCAGCCUGAGCUGUACACUUGUGGUCAGCGGAUGGAUAGAGAGCGACACGAGUCCGGAGCAGGCAUUCGUGCACCAAUGGAGACAUCUGAGGCACACCAAAGAGCAGUACACUUUGAGGUAGGAGUUCGGAGGAAAUCGCGGUCGGUCGCAUUCAUUUCCUUAUUUCAGGUACGAAAGCAAUUAUCUGAUGGAACUCGGAAACGCCAUCGAGUACCUCAUGAGCUUCGCCGUUUCCGUCGCCAUCCAACAGACUCUUCUGGAAACCGCUCUCGCAGGUAGCUGUUCCCUUGCCUUCGUUUAACCCGUCAACUCUUGAGGCCUCGUUUCCGCCGUCGCUUGGCCCGUCGCCUUGAUGUCCGUCUCGUCGGUGCUCGACAAUCCGUGGAAUGUGUGCGUCUCGAGAGCCACAGAAGUCGGAGAGCACCUGGCAGAAGUUCUGUUGAGCAGGUCGCACGGGAAGAGACCGAUCACUCUGAUCGGGUUCAGUUUGGGCGCACGGGUCAUCUUCCAUUGUCUUCUGACGAUGAGCAAGCGAUCGGAGAGCGUAGGGAUCAUUGAAGAUGUCAUUCUGCUGGGAGCCCCGGUGACCGCGUCGCCGAAGGAAUGGGCGAAAGUUUGCAGUGUGGUCAGUGGUCGGAUAAUCAAUGGGUAUUGUGAAACUGAUUGGUUGUUGAGGUAGAGCAAGGAGAGGCAAUCGAUAUUUAUGCGUGAAGUUUCAGAUUCUUGUAUCGAACAAUGAGUGCGCAGAUCAGAAUCGCCGGAACGGGACCAGUGAACAACAAGAACAACAAGAAGAUCUACAACUACAACCUGAGCCACAUUGUUCGUCAUUCGUCAGAUCACACUUUCCACGAAACACAUCUUCAUUUUUCAGGUGAAAGGGCACAUGGACUACUCGAAACGGCUCACAGAAGUGCUUCACGCGGUCGGCGUCAAAGUGGGACCUCAUUCUGAAGACAGCAUGAUCGACCUGACCCAACUGGAGGGACCUCAUGAGGCGACUGGCCAGGCACACGAGGCCAUCAACUACAGUAUCCCACUGGUCGAAGAUGAGGGAGUUCCUCUGAAUUUAGAGAACGUUCAUGAAGUCAAAGUUGUCGAUCGAUAG
Messenger RNA from Caenorhabditis sp. 36 PRJEB53466, 2439 nucleotides. NCBI's taxonomy places the organism in Eukaryota, Metazoa, Nematoda, Chromadorea, Rhabditida, Rhabditidae. The record is from the annotation of a GenBank genome assembly.